Chlamydomonas reinhardtii is the source of this 2153-nucleotide messenger RNA. RefSeq lists its product as uncharacterized. Lineage: Eukaryota; Viridiplantae; Chlorophyta; Chlorophyceae; Chlamydomonadales; Chlamydomonadaceae. The record is from RefSeq and is a predicted model, not a curated record. The coding region runs from base 1337 to 1870 and encodes 177 amino acids. The transcript has 9 exons.
CGGGACAGCCGGGGAAACGCUUUGUGGUCGGGGCUCGGUGCUGUGCAAUCCUCAAACUCAUAACACAGGACUUGAGGCGCUUAAAAGCACCGUGAUAUGGCGUCUGCGACCAUAGCCCCUGCCGCGGCUGCUGCUGCGGACAAGCAUCGUCGCAGCCACAACUGCACCUAUCCACUGCCUUGAGCUACCUCGCAGUCCCCGGGAAUCUGAUGGUGCAGCCGCGAGGGUGACGCCGGCGGGGGGCAGCACGCGUCCAACGUUAGCGCUGGCGACGACGGCAGCCGUGGCCUGUGGGGGGCCACCGCCGCAGCACCGCCGUUGCGCUCACUGGCGCCAUCGCCGCCCGCGGCACCGAUCCCAAACACCCAGCCCCACGCCAGUGCUGUCUCGUCGCCUGAUGCGACGGCGCAGCUGAAUGUGCAGCCGCGGGGGUUACGCCGGCGGGGGGCAGCACGCGUCCAACGUUAGCGCUGGCGACAACGGCAGCCGUGGCCUGUGGGGGGCCACCGCCGCAGCACCCCCGUUGCGCUCACUGGCGCCAUCGCCGCCCGCGGCACCGAUCCCAAACACCCAGCCCCACGCCAGUGCUGUCUCGUCGCCUGAUGCGACGGCGCAGCUGAAUGUGCAGCCGCGGGGGUGACGCCGGCGGGGGGCAGCACGCGUCCAACGUUAGCGCUGGCGACAACGGCAGCCGUGGCCUGUGGGGGGCCACCGCCGCAGCACCGCCGUUGCGCUCACUGGCGCCAUCGCCGCCCGCGGCACUAAUCCCAAGCACCCAGCCCCACGCCAGUGCUGUCUCGUCGCCUGAUGCGACGGCGCAGCUGAUGGUGCAGCCGCGGGGGUGACGCCGGCGGGGGGCAGCACGCGUCCAACGCUAGCGCUGGCGACAACGGCAGCCAUGGCAUGCCCACGCCAGUGCUGUCUCGUCGCCUGAUGCGACGGCGCAGCUGAUGGUGCAGCCGCGGGGGUGACGCCGGCGGGGGGCAGCACGCGUCCAACGUUAGCGCUGGCGACAACGGCAGCCAUGGCCUGUGGGGGGCCACCGCCGCAGCACCGCCGUUGCGCUCACUGGCGCCACCGCCGCCCGCGGCACUAAUCCCAAGCACCCAGCCCCAUGCCAGUGCUGUCUCGUCGCCUGAUGCGACGGCGCAGCUGAAUGUGCAGCCGCGGGGGUGACGCCGGCGGGGGGCAGCACGCGUCCAACGUUAGCGCUGGCGACAACGGCAGCCAUGGCAUGAAUAUGUGCGUCUCUUAGUGCUUGCGUCAGACCAACCGCAAGGCCGCCAUCCGAGUUGCCGACCCACAGCUGGAGGCCGUGGCCAGGUUCAUCGUCAGCAUGCUUCCCGACACUUUUGCAAAGGCCCGGCAGGGCUAUCACAUGCCCCUGGCAACAUUCGCCAGAGGUGGAAACGAGAGGUGUGACGUGUACGUGGUGCUGGGUGCCGACCCCCAGCAGCGCUACAACACAAAGAUUGCGGGCGCGCUGCGAGACUUCUUGGAAAAGGGCAAGGGCAUUCUGCUAGCCGGCCCUGUGGUGGUGGCGGAUGUGGGCCUGGCCCUUGCUGCACCCGUGCCGUCAGACGAGUGGACCCGGCCCUACCUCAUGUUUGGAAGGCAGAACGGCAUCACGGCCGGCGGCGCCGCCAGCGCUGUGGCGGCCAGCAGCGUGACCUCCGAGCAGUUCCGUGAGAUGCUGUCGCGGCUGUUGAAAAUCAAGCGGCGCCCCUCCAGCGCCGAGUUCAUCAGCCUGAAUGCGCGCGUGAUGGCCGUGCGCGCCGACCUCGACGUUUCCGAUGUCGCUGCCUUUGAUGAGGUCAUGCAGGCCAGGAUUGCAGAGUAUGACCGUGACAUUGGCUUUAUUACGCGCUAGCGUGCAGGGGUUAACCGUAUUCGGCGCGGUGAAUAUUCACAAGCAAUGGUUCCAUCGAUGUUGAUACGGGUACUACUGCACUGAGUAUGUACGUAAAGCGGUGUGCACGGUGCGUGCGUGUUGGCUUCCCCCGAAGGCCUACUUGUUACACUUUUCGACGCAACGUUAGUUAUGUUGCGUCACGCACCCGGCCUGCCGUAUGACCGGGGCGCAGCCCAAUAUAACAUGCAGUCGUAAGAGUGCCCUUGUGCGUGCCCAUAGUGAUGUGUAAACGCGCGAAACA